GUGAGUGAAAGGAGCGGACCCUGGCAGGGAGCUGCUCUUCCUCCUCCUCCUCCUCCUCCUCCUCUUCCUCAGACUUUCUGCUCCUCACCGAGACUCCGUUUGGAUCUGAAGAGUCUGAACCCAUCAGCGGAACCGAAAUAAAAAGUUUUUGUGACAAAAAUGAUCCUGAGGAAGAAUCAGCUGCUCCUCUGAGGACAUGGGUUCUGGUUUUGCCAAUGGAGGUGGAAGGUGGAGGUUCCGUCACGUCGUCUUGUUGGUUUUCUUGUGGAUUUCUGUGGACCGGACCGUACUGGGCUGCACCUCCAUAAACUGUAACGUGGUGCUAAAGGAGGCCCAGGGGAGGUUCAAGUCGCCCUGCUACCCCCAGAAAUACCCCAACUCCCAGUCCUGUAGGUGGACCAUGCAGGCUCCCACCGGCUUCAUCGUCCAGCUUUCGUUCUUGGACUUCGAGUUGGAGGAGGCGCCGGGCUGUAAAUAUGACUGGGUGAUGGUGAACGCCGGUAACACAGAAACCAGGUUUUGUGGUUUGACGGCCAACGGGAUGACGCUGAACUCCAGCGGGAACGUGAUGGAGCUGUCCUUCACCUCCGACUUCAGCAUUCAGAAGAAGGGGUUCAGUGUUAGCUAUCAGCACGUGGCCGUAGCGCUGAGGAACCAAAAGGUGAGGAUAUCAAACGGCGUUGGCCAGACCACCCAGGUCUCCAGCAGCGUUUUCAUCCCAUCGCUCAGUGAAUUCACCGUCUGCUUCGAGGUGGAGCGCAUCGGCAACAAUCAGAGAGAGUGGCUCUUCAGCUACACCAACAGCAGCAGCACCGCGGCACUGAGUUUAGGGUCCGAUCAGACGGGCAUGAAGCUGGUUGUUGAUGGAGUGGUCUGUUCUGUCGAGUCCAUCCUCUCUGCUGCUGACUUCACGUCCACCAUGAGGUCCUUUUGUGUCCUCUGGACGUCCUCCAACGGCUCCGUGGUCGUUUACUUUAACAGGAUCUACAGGAACAUUACGUGCUUGCUCUCCAGGAAUCACACUGUGCCGGCUGGUGGAACCUUCCAAUUAGGAGGUUCGGGGCAGCUGAGCUUCAAUGGGAACAUGUACAACCUGCGGCUGUGGAACCGGACCAUGGCGCCGCCGGAGCUCAGCGCGUUGACCUGCGACACGGUGGGCAGCGUCAUCGACUGGGACAACAACUACUGGACCAUCCCGUCCUCCGUGGCCCAGACCAACAACACUCUGAGCUGCAGUGCCAACCCAACCACGCCCCCUGGACUGGGACUGGACUCUUCAGCUGCUUCCUCCCCCAUCACCUCCUCCACUGACUCCACUAACAGCAGCCAUGAUACUAACGCCAUCACUCACGCUGAACAACCAGCAUCUGUUUCCUCUGCUGCCACUAACAACUCAGCUACUAACGAAACACCUGUUUCUCUUGUCGUUUCUUCUCCACAAACCCUUCCAGGAACGACUCCUCAGCUGCCGUUUUUAACCAUAAACCCACCGAUGACUAACAUAGAUGAAACUGCAUCCUCCGGGGAGGGUCUGUUCUUCGGCCUUUUCUUCGUGGUGACGUCGGAGCAGAGUCGGGAGGCGGUGGAGCGAGCCGUGGCUCUCUGGCUGAACCAAAGCUUUCAGGACUGGAUCUUCGCUGUGGAUCAGUUCAGAGUUGAUCUGGACGCAGUCUCGAACAGUCACAGCUGCCAGGUUCUGCUGGUGAUCCGCAGCAGGACUGAAGCCGAAGUGAUGGAGCGGCUGCUCAGCAGGACGGGCCUCGUUAGUUCUGGACUGCAGGUCCUAGCCGGGACCCUUUACGUCCGAUCAGUCGGAAACUGUCCCGAGGAGAAUCUCCUUCAUUACCUGUGGCCCGAGACCCGACCCAGAGUCACUCAGUACCUGCCCUGCUUCCCCAACAAGGACCACAGCGCCUCCAGGACCUGUCUGAUAAAUCCAUUAAACUACGAUUCUUUCUGGUCGAAUGCAAACAUGACGAACUGCACGGUGACUGCAGAGAACGCGGUCGGCGUGGCGCAGCAGCUCGCUAACUUCACCAAGAACAGCCUCUCCAGCGAGGAGGUGUCUCACGUGGUGACGAAGGUGCAGGAGCUGGUCAACGUGGCCAGGAUCGACAUGGCGGUCGCUGAGACCGUGGUCCACAUCAUGUCCAACGUCAUGUUCAGCGCCGACAAGCCGCCGGUGCCCACCUCCAACAGGGCUCUGAAGGCUGUCGAAGACUUGGCUCAGAAGGUGGAGUUUGAGGGUCCGUCCAUCAACAUCUCCUCCAGGAACCUGGCUCUGGGGGUCCUGACCCUCAACGCCUCCACCUUCAGCGGGACCUCCUUCAGCGCCUUCCUGCCUGCCAACUCCACCGACCCAAAGAUUGGGUUUGAGCUAACGGCUAACCCGUUAGCUCAGGUGACGCUCCCCGGCUCGCUGCUGUCCGGCGUGCCUCUGAGCGAGCUGGACUCUCUGACCAGGAUCAACUUCAUGUUCUUCAGCAGCACCAACCUGUUCCAGAAGGAGCAGGACAGCUUGUCUCUGAACAGCUACGUGGUGGCGAGCAGCGUGGGCAACCUGUCCAUCAGAGACCUGAAGGACCCGGUGAAGAUCCAGAUCUCCCACCUGCAGGAACAGGUUUCAUCAAAGAGGAAGUGCAUGUUCUGGGACUUCAGCAUGAACGAGGGCAAUGGAGGCUGGAACGACCGCGGCUGCAGCGUCUCCAGAGAAUCCAGCAGCAACAGAACCGUCUGUCUCUGUGACCACCUGACCCACUUCGGCAUCCUGAUGGACGUGUCUCUGACGUCCUCCCAGAUCGAUCAGAAGAAUGAACAGAUCCUCACCUUCCUUUCCUACAUCGGCUGCGGCGUGUCGGCCAUCUGCUGCGCAGCCACGCUGCUCACCUACAUCGCCUUCGAGAACCUGAGGCGAGACUACCCAUCUAAGAUCCUGAUGAACCUGAGCGCGUCGCUGCUGUUCCUGAACCUGGUGUUCCUGCUGGACGGCUGGUUGGCGGGCCUGAACAGGAGCGAGGGGCUCUGCAUGUCGGCCGCCGUGUUCCUGCACUACUUCCUGCUGACCUCCUUCACCUGGAUGGGCCUGGAGUCGGUCCACAUGUACAUCGCCCUGGUCAAAGUCUUCAACACCUACAUCCGCCGAUACAUCCUCAAGUUCUGCAUUGUAGGCUGGGGUCUUCCUGCGGUUCUGGUCGGGAUCGUCGUUGCAGUGAAUAAAAACUUUUAUGGUGUUCUGGAGAACAGCAAAGACGAUUUGGCCAGAAUGUGCUGGAUCAGGGACCGGGCUGUGUUCUACUCCACCUGCGUGGGUUAUUUCUGCCUGGUGUUCCUGCUGAAUGUGGCCAUGUUCAUCGUGGUCAUGAUGCAGAUCUGCGGUCGGAACGGGAAACGCAGCAACAGAACUCUGCGGGAGGAGGUCCUCAGGAACCUGCGGAGCGUGGUCAGCCUCACCUUCCUGCUCGGGAUGACGUGGGGCUUCGCUCUGUUCGCCUGGGGGCCCGUCUACCUCACCUUCACCUACCUGUUCACCAUCUUCAACUCGCUGCAAGGACUCUUCAUCUUCAUCUUCCACUGCGCUCUGAAGGAGAACGUGCAGAAGCAGUGGAGGCGGAGCCUGUGCUGCGGCCCCUACAGGCUCUCAGAUAACUCAGACUGGAGUAAAACGGCCACCAACAACACCAAGAAGGUGAGCUCAGAUCACCUGGGCAAGUCCCUGUCCUCCAGCUCCUUCGGCUCCGGAACCAUCAACUGGACCUCCAAGGCCAAAGCUACGCUAACACCGUUCUCCAAACGGCUUCGAAACACAGAUAAAUGUUUCCCCAACCAGAACACCCCGGCGUCCAUCUUCUCCUCUUCAUCAUCCUCAGACACGGAGCCUAACUCCUCCUCUUCCUCGUCUUCCUCCAUCCUCCCCGUCAGCCAGAUGAUCAACAAGGUCAAAGGUUACUGCUCCACCCGCACCGACAACUUCUACAAGAACAUCAUCAUGUCCGACAGCUUCACCAACUGCACCCGCCUCUGAUGGGAGGGGGGACUUUGGACCGGUUCAGGAGGUUCUGGACCUCACUGUCCGAUAUUUGACCCGGUCUGUCUCCUGUAAAUAGUUUGGACUUUUCUUCAGACAUUUUGUUUCGUUUUUUUUUUUUUUUAUCUUUAUCAUCGGGAUCCAGAGGAGGAGACUCUGAGAAACUAAAAGUUUCAGAACCUCCUGGUUCAGAUCCAGAUCCAGGUCUGGGUCCUGGUCCGUCCAGAAGAAGAGCGCCGCCUUCAGCCGUCCAUCUCUCUUUCUGUUAAAUAUGAACUCUUUGUAGUUUUUCUAGAGAAAAUCCAGAGUUUCAUUAAAGUUUCACUCUUUUUCUGAGUUUAAAGGAUCCAUGAUU
Messenger RNA from Austrofundulus limnaeus, 4379 nucleotides. It is a transcript of the gene adgrg6, whose product is annotated as adhesion G protein-coupled receptor G6. Gene Ontology annotation, biological process: adenylate cyclase-activating G protein-coupled receptor signaling pathway; cell surface receptor signaling pathway; heart trabecula formation. Bases 197 to 4021 code for a protein of 1274 amino acids. Gene Ontology annotation, molecular function: laminin binding; G protein-coupled receptor activity. Lineage: Eukaryota; Metazoa; Chordata; Actinopteri; Cyprinodontiformes; Rivulidae. Gene Ontology annotation, cellular component: plasma membrane. The record is from RefSeq and is a predicted model, not a curated record. The transcript is spliced from 31 exons.